This is a messenger RNA of Purpureocillium lilacinum, 2466 nucleotides long. Lineage: Eukaryota; Fungi; Ascomycota; Sordariomycetes; Hypocreales; Ophiocordycipitaceae. The record is from RefSeq and is a predicted model, not a curated record.
AUGGAGAGCAUCAUUCCGCUCACGGUUGGUCGCGUUUCUGGCUUGAUUGCCUUGGGGAACGCCAUUGUGACUUUCACUGUUCCGCUUCUGCUUGCUCUCUUGCUCGUGCGGCACUUUGACACCUCCGUCUCCGCCGCCACAUGGUCUGUGCUGGGCCGUCAAUUACACUCCACGGCCUGGCCGUCAUUUGUCCGAGCCGACUCUGUUGCCGGAACACAUGUCCACUGGACCGUGUCGACGGCGGCAUACUCCAAGUUGGCCCUGGCUUUUCUUGGCGUCAUAUGUGGCGUCGUUACGCCUCUAGGGCUCGGAGACCAGAUCCGGUCCGCUUCUGUCAGAGAUGUGCCGUUUGAGUACGUGCGCGAUCUGUCCAGUUUUGGGAUGAGCACAAUGGACCGCCCGGCCAUGCCCUUGUCCCGAGAUUGCAUCAUAACAUCUGCUUACUGCCCUGGAGCCAUUGGGGGGAUCAUCGGCCAAGAUGGAGGCAACGUCUCAGUGAAUCCAGAGCAUCCCCCCACAUCGCGAAUUCCCAGCAAUAUUACCACCAUGUUCAGGAGCGCAUUGAAGAACUCGACUGUGGCGAGCAUAUUCGACAUACAGUAUCGAUCGUGGCUACCGUAUGCGUCCGAAUAUUUUGACAGCCACAAGCCGUAUCCGCGGGGAAAGUUCCUCCAUCUCGACUAUCUCAUCACCCGGGACAGCAUCGUCCUGGUCGAGGGUCUGAUUGUGGACAUGAAAUCCGGCGGGGUGGGCUUUCGCAACCACAGCGCACCGCACGGACUGUUGCUGGGGGCAGAGUGGGAGGAGGAUAUCUUGUGGAUCGAGCCCGAGUUCUCCUGCGUCAAUACGAACCUCUCGUACGAACUGGUCAUGGCCGACACUCGCAAUUCUCACAACUACUCUGUGCCCAUUCGAUCGAUCGAACUCGUCGACGACGGCGGGUUUGCCAACCUUCGUUUGGGAAACCCGUAUGAUUAUUGGCCAAAUAUCACAUACGCAUCACCAGACGUGCGUCUGCGAGCAGACCGAUCGGCCUGGCUCACCAGCUUCUUGACCGCCUUCACCUACAACAUGACAAAUGCCACAACGGCAGCGUAUGGCAUCAACACUACGCUUGGAAAGCACUAUGAAGUCAAGAAAACACCCUUCUUCAUCUCGGGCCAAGGGGUGCAGACCAGUAGGGUCGAUGGCACUUGGCUGUCCCUGCCCGACAUUGGUAAGAAUGAUAAAGGGGACUGGAUGGUAGGCAAUCGCACCAUUGCCUCGGCCAAGGACGAUCCAUAUUGGUUUGCCGUGGGCCUCUUCACCGAGCUCGCCGGCCGAUGCAGUGGACAGUACACUGACCAAUCAAAGGAAGUGAACCAUAAUGUGGAAUGUGGCUACCUCUUCGCCGCGCCGUCAAGAGUCGACGGCGGCGAACCGCUAUUUGAGGAGCCCGGGUCAAGAUGGAAGAUGCCCGUUUACACCUGUGCCGGCGCAGUCAAGGCUUCAGUGAAAUCAGUGUCAUUUGCGACAAACGGAACCGUGUCCUUGGAGUCUCUUUCUGUACUGGACGUCAAGGAAAAACAGUACAAGAGCCCUACCGACCACCCCCUCUGGGCCACGGAGGACUGGUGGUUUCCAGGAUACGAGGGCGCAUAUGCCGCGCCGCUUUGGGGCAUCGUCAACGAUUCGUACGAAGGCACACCCGGCUACAACUUCACGCGGGCGCCUUCGUAUUACCUGCCCUUUUCGUACUACGACCUGACGUGGAAGGGCAUGUCCUCGCCACUGGACAUGCUCGCCGGUCCAGUUGCCCCAUACGGCAUCAUGGGCCAGGUGCUCACCGGUAUCUUUUCCGAUACUAGUCUAAACGCCAACAUACCUCGGUACUCGGGUGUCGAUACCGGAGCGCUCCGAACCAAGUGGCGCGCAUUAUCGCGAAAGCCCGAAGAUGCCGAGAAGCUCCUUCGUCUGGUGUGGACGGACAUGAUGGCCAGCGCCACAGUCGGCACUGUAGGCACAAGCGACACAGAGGAUGCAACCACGGGUCAACAAUCUGGUCAAUCGGUGCAGCCGGACGCGAUGGCCGCAUUAUUUCCGAGGAGCGUCGCCGUUUUCGAACGAAGGGUCACGUAUGAUAUGCGAUACGCCAUCCCAGCGCUUCUCUUCCUUGCGUCGUGGAUCUUCCUUGUACUGGCAGCAUCCAUCACAGCUCUCCUCAACGGACAACUCUUGAGACAGCUCAAGCAGCUGCUAAACGACACCAGUGUAGGCCGUGUGGCAGUCGGCUCAGCGGAUGGUGAACACCAAAACUUGCUUCGUCUGUCGACCCGGGACUGGCUGGAUGCGGUUGGCCACCUUCCAUUACUGCUUUGGAAGGACCGUGAGGGUUAUGACGAACUCGAACAGACUCCGGCCGGUUCCAAGCUGGGCGCCGAAGCACGUUUAAAUCCGGUCUGGCAGUCGGGCGGUAUAGAACGAUGA